Messenger RNA from Thunnus maccoyii (southern bluefin tuna), 983 nucleotides. RefSeq names its product zinc finger, AN1-type domain 1 (gene zfand1). Gene Ontology annotation, biological process: cytoplasmic stress granule disassembly. Bases 94 to 903 code for a protein of 269 amino acids. The record is from RefSeq and is a predicted model, not a curated record. The transcript is spliced from 8 exons. Lineage: Eukaryota; Metazoa; Chordata; Actinopteri; Scombriformes; Scombridae. Gene Ontology annotation, cellular component: cytoplasmic stress granule; cytoplasm. Gene Ontology annotation, molecular function: zinc ion binding.
UUAAAUACUUUUUAAGUUAAAAAACGAAAGAUCCGCGUCUCGUGACGUCACUUUGCAGGGGUCAAAGUUCGUGUUGGUAGCUGCGGCUAACUCAUGGCUGAAUUAGAUAUUGGAAAGCAUUGUAAGAUCGAUUCCUGCCACCAGAAAGAUUUCCUUCCCUUUGUCUGUGACUCUUGCAGUGGUGUUUUCUGCCUUGAGCACAGAAGCAGAGAGGCCCAUUCGUGUUCAGUGGAGCCAGUGAAAAGGGAAACUCAGACUGUGGGUGGCAGCACAAGUUAUCCGUGCUCAUUUGAAGACUGCAAGGGAAAAGAAUUGUUGCCUGUAAUUUGUCCACAGUGUGAAAAACAUUUCUGUUUGGCCCAUCGUCAUCAAGAUGAUCACAAGUGUGAGAAGUUGGAGGUCCAAAAGCCUCGAAUGGCAGCAACCAAAGAGCUGGUGCAAAAGAUUGUGGAGUCAAAGGAUGGAUCCAAAAGUAAAGGACGCAGAGGAGCAAAGAACAGUGCAACUGCAGCCAAGGUAGCGUUAAUGAAACUGAAGCUGCACGCUGCAGGAGACAAGGGACUGCCACAGACAGAAAGAACCUAUUUCCAAGUGUAUCUUCCUAAAGAAUCAAAAAACACCAGCCAGCCCAUGUUCUUCUGUUCCAAAUGGAGUGUGGGAAAAGUGGUGGAUUAUGCAGCCUCCCUAGCUAGCCUCAAGAACAACAAUAAUGUGCUGACAGCUAAGAAGCUGCGGUUGUGCCACCCUCAGACAGGUGAGGCUUUCCGUAUGGAUGACACCCUGCUCUCGCUGCUGGCUCACCCAGACACUCCCCUGUACAAUGGGGGUAAUGUGAUCCUGGAGUACCUGGACAAUGAGAGCACAGGCCUGAACGAUGUUUCUGACUAUGUCACAGUGACCUGACUAAUCAACAGCAGCCUUUGCACCGAUGAUUUCUGUAUGCAAGAUGUAUUUCUGUCAAUAAAAUAUGCUGUAUCAUGAAA